Messenger RNA from Thyridium curvatum, 1692 nucleotides. RefSeq lists its product as uncharacterized. Gene Ontology annotation, biological process: rRNA processing. Gene Ontology annotation, molecular function: protein binding. Gene Ontology annotation, cellular component: nucleus. The transcript is spliced from 2 exons. The record is from RefSeq and is a predicted model, not a curated record. NCBI's taxonomy places the organism in Eukaryota, Fungi, Ascomycota, Sordariomycetes, Thyridiales, Thyridiaceae. The coding region runs from base 1 to 1692 and encodes 563 amino acids.
AUGUCUAUGAUCACGUCGACGGCGUGGGUGCCGCGGGGCUUUGCGGCGCCCUUCCCCAAGAAGUACGACUUUGACGAGGACGAGUUCGAGAGGAUAGCGGAGCUCGCCAAGCUGCAGCUCGACGAUGCCAACGAGGACCUCGAGGAGGCGCAGGCCGAGGCCGAGGAGGCCGAGGGAGAGGCCAUGGAUGCAGAGGCAGAGGGAGUGAAGGACAAGAAGGAGAAGAAGAAGAAGAGCAAAAAGUCAGAAGAAAUUAAUGUCGACGACGACGACCUCAAGGAGUACGACCUGGAGCACUACGACGACGAAGACGACACCCCGGCGGCGGCACAGGGCCUGGGCAUGUUUGGCAACAUCAAGUCCCUGGCCUACUACGACUCCAACAAGGACGACCCCUACAUCACGCUCAAGGACGGCGACGAGGACGAGGACGAGGACCGGGAAGAGCUCCAGAUCCUCGCCACCGACAACCUCGUGCUGGCGGCCAAGGUGGAGGACGAGAUGGCCCACCUCGAGGUCUACGUCUACGAGGACUCGGCCGACAACCUCUACGUGCACCACGACGUCAUGCUCCCCGCGAUACCCCUGUGCCUCGAGUGGCUCGACAUCCCCGUCGGCAAGUCGGACAAGCCUCAGGACGCGACGGCCAACUUUGUCGCCGUCGGCACCAUGGACCCGGACAUUGAGAUCUGGGACCUCGACACCGUCGACUGCAUGUACCCCAACGCGAUCCUGGGCCAGGGAGGCAGCGCCGCCGGCGAGGACGGCACCAAGAAGAAGAAGAAGAAGAAGUCCAAGUCGAAGCGCGCCAACGACGAGUACCACGUCGACGCCGUGCUCUCGCUGGCCGCGAACCGCAAGCACCGCAACCUGCUGGCCUCGGCGUCGGCCGACAAGACGGUCAAGCUGUGGGACCUGCACACGAGCCGGUGCGCCAAGUCGUACUCGUACCACACCGACAAGGUCUGCUCGCUGGCCUGGCACGCGACCGAGUCGACGGUCCUGCUGAGCGGCAGCUACGACCGCACCGUCGUCGCGUCCGACAUGCGCGCGCCCGACGCCAAGGCGCCGCGCUGGGGCGUCGAGAGCGACGUCGAGAACGUGCGCUGGGACCCGCACGACGCCAACUACUUCUUCGUGUCGACCGAGGGCGGCGUCGUGCACUACCACGACGUGCGGGCCGCCCCCUCGGACCCGUCGCGGACCAAGGCCGUCUGGACGCUGCAGGCGCACGACGAGUCGGUCUCGUCGUUCGACGUCAACCCGGCCAUCCCGGGCUUCAUGGCGACGGGCUCGGCCGACAAGACGGUCAAGCUGUGGAACAUCCAGCCCGGCUCGGGGCCCGCGAUGGUGGUCUCGCGCAACCUCGACGUGGGCAGGGUCUUCUCGGCGAGCUUCGCGCCCGACCCCGAGGUCGCGUUCCGGCUCGCCGUCGCGGGCAGCAAGGGCGCGCUGACGGUCUGGGACACGAGCACCAACGCCGCCGUGCGCAAGGCGUUCGCGACCAAGGUGCCGCAGGCGCCCGAGGGCGGGGACGUGCGGGAGCGGCUCGUGGGCGUGGCGGACGUGGAGAGCAGCAGCGAGGACGACGACGACGACGAGGACGAAGAGGGGGAGGAAGACGGCAGCGAGAGUGGGGAAGGGGGUGCGGGUGUCGGCGAGGACGAGGACGAGUCUAUGGAUGAGGCUUGA